AUGGCAACCUAUUGGAGCAGUGGAAACGUGGUGUUUGUCGAGAGGAUGGUCACAACUUGGUAUCUAGCUAUUCACAUUGGAUUCAUUUUCAUGGCUCUGGGAUUAGAUGUGGUGAAUUUACUUUUGGAUAAGUCAUCAAAAAUUGCACGAUCUUUCACCGCAUUCAAUAACCUUAUUUUUAUCUCCGUCGUGUUUCCAUUUGGAUUGUUUGUUCCAUUAACGUAUUGGUCGUUGUUCUUCUAUAACUACAACUUAAUCUUACCGAAUAUCGUGGAAAUAACCGUGCCAAAUUGGGUAUCGACUAGUUCCCAUUCUGUUAUAUCGUUAGUAGCUCUGCUGGAGAUGAUUACCACCAAAUAUACGUACAAGGGGAACUAUAUAUUGGCGUUGACGAUGAUGACUGUAUUCUCAGCAUCCUAUAUUACGUGUUUGAUUGGAACAUAUGUGCAGUUUGGGUUCUGGGUGUAUCCAGUGUUGCAUUUGGUACCUGAGGAAGAAUUAUGGAUGGUUUUUCUGGCAUUGGCUGCGAAACUCGUGGCUUUGUUUUUCUUCGGUGCUGGUGUCUCAUUUUUAAUCCAUGGGGUUAAACCGGGUAAAGAUAGGGAUAAUUAA
This is a messenger RNA of Planococcus citri (citrus mealybug), 612 nucleotides long. Its product is annotated as androgen-dependent TFPI-regulating protein-like. Lineage: Eukaryota; Metazoa; Arthropoda; Insecta; Hemiptera; Pseudococcidae. The record is from RefSeq and is a predicted model, not a curated record. The transcript is spliced from 5 exons. Bases 1 to 612 code for a protein of 203 amino acids. Gene Ontology annotation, cellular component: membrane; endomembrane system.